Onychostoma macrolepis is the source of this 6001-nucleotide messenger RNA. It is a transcript of the gene mtss2b, whose product is annotated as MTSS I-BAR domain containing 2b. The transcript has 15 exons. Lineage: Eukaryota; Metazoa; Chordata; Actinopteri; Cypriniformes; Cyprinidae. The coding region runs from base 507 to 2909 and encodes 800 amino acids. Gene Ontology annotation, molecular function: phospholipid binding; actin binding. Gene Ontology annotation, cellular component: cytoplasmic side of plasma membrane; actin cytoskeleton. Gene Ontology annotation, biological process: cell projection assembly; plasma membrane organization. The record is from RefSeq and is a predicted model, not a curated record.
UCUCUCCUCCCUCUGGCCUCCAUGUGACAAGAGAAAGUGUUCUGCCCAAUACGAUUCGCAUGGAUCGAGUUACUGGCCCUCUCGCGCUGCGCCGCUGCUGCUCACUUCACUCACUCACUCACCAGUCUCUGCCGCGCGGGGGGCGCACCGACCCACCGCUCCACACACACUCCGCUUCUUCUCACAUCCAUUCAGCUCGAUUCCGCAUCGUUGUCCGAAGAUGACCGUGACUAUUGCGGGGCCAUCCACGAGCCUAACCUCCACCAACCGCGGAGAGUAGAACCGGAGCCGAGGAGAGAGAGAGAGAUUAAGCCACCUCUCUCUCGUCUCUCCCCAUCAUCUGCCUCAAUCCUCUGGGCAGCAAACCGACAGCUGAAGACACAGCGAUUUCUGCUGAAAUCUAGCUCUCACCCACAAACACUCUUCUGCUUUUAGCUCUCAAGCCGCGUGAAUUGUGGAAGUAAUUUAACACAAGGAUUUUUUUUCCUGAUCUGUAUUCACUGAAGAUGGAUAAUAUAAACGUGGAGUCGGUGGAGAAGGAGUGCGGGGCGCUUGGUGGAUUAUUCCAGGCGAUUGUCAAUGAUAUGAAGUGUUCAUAUCCUGUCUGGGAAGACUUCAGUGCCAAGGCCACCAAGCUGCACUCUCAGCUCCGAACCACGGUUUUAGCAGCAGUGGCAUUUCUGGAUGCCUUUCAGAAGGUUGCAGACAUGGCGACCAACACAAGAGGUGCCACCAGAGACAUCGGAUCAGCGCUGACCCGCAUGUGUAUGAGGCAUCGCAGCAUUGAGGCUAAACUACGCCAUUUUACUAAUGCUUUGAUGGAGAGCCUGAUCACUCCACUACAGGACCGUAUUGAAGACUGGAAGAAGACAGCCAAUCAACUGGACAAGGACCAUGCCAAAGAGUACAAACGGUCUCGUCAUGAAAUAAAGAAGAAAUCUUCAGACACCAUGAAAUUACAGAAGAAAGCCAGGAAAGGCCGGGGGGAUCUUCAGCCACAGCUGGACAGUGCAAUGCAGGAUGUGAAUGACAUGUACCUGCUGAUGGAGGAGACGGAGAAACAGGCGGUGCGGCGUGCUUUAGUGGAGGAGAGAGGACGCUUUUGUACCUUCAUCAGCUUCCUGCAGCCUGUAGUGAAUGGAGAGAUUGCCAUGUUGGGAGAAAUCACUCAUCUCCAGGCCAUUAUUGAUGACCUCACCGUGUUAACCUCAGACCCCCACAAACUGCCCCCAGCAAGCGAGCAGGUAAUAAAAGACCUUAAGGGUUCUGAUUACUCUUGGUCCUACCAGACUCCCCCCUCUUCUCCCAGCAGCUCCGGCUCCAGGAAAAGCAGCAUGUGCAGCAGUGUAAACAGCGCCCAUAGUAGCGCCUCUCGAUCCUCUGGUGGCUCUCAGACUCACUCACCCAGUUCGUCCUGUCGCUACCGCAGCCUGGCCCAACCGCUAACAACCGCUGCACACCGCCUCAGCAGCGUCUCCUCCCAUGACUCCGGCUUCAUCUCCCAGGACGCCAACGUCUACUCCAAACCCCCAUCACCCAUGCCCUCCGAUAUAACCAGCCAGAAGUCGUCAAGUUCAGCAUCCUCAGAAGCAUCAGAGACCUGCCAGUCAGUUAGUGAGUGUAGCUCUCCAACCACAUUUGGCUCGUCCUUCGCUACCUUCCGCCCUGCUCUCUCUCACACUGGCUCCAUCAGGCCUUUCUCUGUUAUACUUCCUGCGUCCCCACCCUAUAACCGCUCCCCUGGAUCCAACACACCCUCUCCCACAUCCAAGGUUCCUUGCUGGAAGGACUGGUCCAAGGUAGGUUCCAGUGAGCAGCCACUGGCCAGCACGCUUCAGAGGAGGAAGGAGCCUCUGGAUAGGCUGAGGGAGGCAGAAACCUCUCCUCAGUCACAGGGGUAUUCUGGGAUGCAUUCAGAAGACCCCCAGAGGCCAAGGAUGAACCCAGCCACUAUAGCUGCCAAGCAUGGUGAGGAGGUUUCCCCAGCUGCUAGUGAUCUAGCUAUGGUCCUGACACGAGGCCUCAGCAUGGAGCAGCAGAAGAGCAGCCGAGACUCUCUUCAGUAUUCUAGUGGAUACAGCACUCAGACAACCACCCCAUCCUGCUCUGAAGAUACCAUCCCCUCACAGGGCUCCGAUUACGAUGGUUACUCAGUGAACGGAGACACUGAGGCCGAUGCUCAGGCUGAAUUCGAUAAAUCCUCCACGAUUCCCCGUCACAGUAAUAUUGCCCAGAACUACCGGCGCAUGAUACAGACUAAGCGUCCCGCCAGCACAGCAGGCCUGCCCAGCGGAGUGGGUGCUCUGGGCGGACCACCCGGGGGAGGGGGCGGAAUUCCCGGUACGGCCACUAUUCGCCGAACACCGUCUACGAAGCCCGGAGUGAGGCGCACCCUCUCCAAUGCUGGCCCUAUUCCUAUACGCCCACCCAUCGUGCCAGUCAAGACCCCUACUGUGCCUGACUCACCCGGCGGGUACACUGGCCCUCCCGCCCGUGUGGGCAGUGAAGAAUGUGUCUUUUAUGUGCCGGAUGACGCCUCCCCGGGAGCGCUGGAGUACGUGAAGGCCUCUCCGAAGCGGCUGAGCCUGCCUAACACAGCCUGGGGCUCAGGGGGUGUAGGCGGCUUAGAGAUGAGCGUCUACGGCCAACCGGGCGAAGAAGAUCACCUGCUGGCUGCCAAUCGCCACAGUCUGGUGGAGAAGAUUGGGGAGCUGGUGGCCAGCGCUCACGCCUUAGGUGAGGGCCAGUUCCCUUUCCCCACGCUUCCAAACCAGCCCCCGCCAGGCCCCGAGUCCCAACCCGAUCCCGAAGCGCCCCAGGAGGGUGAGGACAUGCUGAGGUCUAUUCGUCGAGGGGUGCGACUGCGCAAAACCGUCUCCAACGACCGCUCAGCACCCCGGAUUUUGUGAUGCCUCCUGGAGAGAUGGGAGAAUAUGAGCGAAGUAACCCAGAAAAAAAACUUCACAAUGACUCUUUAGAAAAUGAGCUAUGAAAAAGAGGAUUAAAAAAUUAAAUGUUUAAAGUCAUUAUAGAAAAUAAUGAAUAACAGUAAUGAAAAAAAGUAAAUGAUAUGUAACAGCAGGCUCAGGCCACUAUAACUCUUAGCGUGUCCGAACGCAUGUUUGUCUUAUUAACACGCCCAUCACCGCGGGAUAGUUGAACUUUAGUGAGACAAUUAACUACUGACAGAACAAGGGACCAGGAUGUCCGCAUGGUCCCUGUAGAAUAACGGCCCUCUCCAAAUUAUGGACCCCAGGAAUCAGUGCUGGAGAAGCUCACGGGGUACGCUGGGGCUCGUCGCAAAUCCUUGUCCUCCACAACACUCUCUCUAAUCCCCUCCCUCACCUCCAGUAAAAUUAACAUCACAUCCUGAAAGUCUUGUGGUAUAGCUGUUGUGUGUUGGUCUGCAGUCUGGAGGUGAGCAGGGCUCUGCUGCAGGUCAGCUCGUGGUUGCAUAGAGGGACAGGAUUUUUCUUUUGUUUGUACACUUCCGUUGUCUUGUUUGUUUUAUUUACAAGCAGUUAAUCGCCUCCUAGCUCCUAAGCGUAGGAAACAUUCAUGUCAGGUAUGUGGAUUUUUGUAGAUUUAGGGUAAAAAACCGCCAUGAUAAUGUGGAGCAAUAAUGCUUUUUUCCUUUUUUUUUUUUCUUUGAUGGGGGAAGGUUUCGAAGAUCAGCUUUUAAUAAAGUUGUGCGUUUUUGAUGUUCAGGUGUCUUUGGGGAAGCAGAUGCUUUCGAAGACUUCUUGUUGAGUCUAAUUAUGGCUUAUUUAAAAAGAAAAUGAGAAAUAGAAAGGAUGCAGAGCACUUUUAAGGCGUAGUUUUGACCACUAGUUGUCACUGUGGCCACACUGUGUGUGGUGAAUGCUGUGAGAUGCCGUGGUCACGUGCCCUGGUACAUAGGGAGACGAAUGCGUGUAGCAAUGUUAUGAUAUAGGAAAAAAGAGAGAGAUGGGAUGUGAAGCAGAGAUGGACGUAAGAAGAAUGAUUUGGCAACACUUUGCAGUAGGAUCAAUUUGUUAACAGCAUUAAUUAAUGUAUUAGGUAUCACAAACUAACAAACAGAAUUUAUUAAUCUAGAUUAAUGUUCAUUUCUACAUAUCAUUGUGCAUUUUUUAUAUUUCAAGUGGUAUAAUGAACAAACAAUAGUACACUGCCAUUCAAAGGGUUAGCGUCAAUAAAAUAUUAAUACAUUUAUUCAGCAAGUAUGCUUUGAUCAAAAGUAACAGUAAAGACAUUUAUAAUGUAACAAAAUAUUUCUGUUUCAAAGAAAUACUUUUUGUUUGAACUUUCUAUUUGUCAAAAAAUUUAUAAAUAAAAUGGAUCACUGUUUCCAGAAAAGCAGCCAAACAAAAUAUAAUUUCAGCCCUGAUAAAAAAAAAAAAAAAAAAAAAACUGCUUUGCCAUGACAGGAAUUGUUAGUAAAAUAAAAAUAGGGGGAAAAAAAUAAUAUAUAUUUUUUAAAUUGUAAUAAUAUUUCACAAUAUUACAAUAUUGCUGCAUUUUUUAUUUGACUUCUUUCAAAGACAUUAAAAAUAUUACUGCCCCCAACCUUUGAACGGUAUAUAUUUAUAAAUUAGCAUUAACUAGAUAAAUAAAUGUUUUUUUUUAAAAGCAUUGUUCAUUGUCCAUGUACACCUAGUGAUACCUAUUGCAUUAACUGUUAACCAGUUGAAUCUUAUUGUAGAGUGUGACCAAUGAUCUUGAAAGGGAAUCGGUUGACGCAUUAUAUUUCAUUUCCAAUUUGAGCUUCUAAAAUAAGUUUUAAAAAGUUUUGCAGGAAAUGUUCUUUUACUUGUCAAGCCUCAAACCACAGUCCCUUGAUACAUCUUUAGUAGGGGUGGAGAGAACGAGCUAAGAUGAAGGCACACACCUGGCUGCCAUUUUUUGGGACAUAAGAAUGAACUUUGGAUCUGCAGAGGGAAGAAGGGAUGAAUAAAGGAGGUGGAGAGAAUGAACUCUGGGAAGAAAACUCAUCCAGUUGUUUAUGAUAAAAGCAUUCCACUGCCUGUUUUAGAUGAUAUAGGAGUAAAUACCUACGACACGAAAGGUCGCUGGUUACCCGGUUCACCCGACGUGAAGAAAAACAAUGCUCUGUGAUGAUACUGGAUGUGGAAGUGAUACGUAGGAGGUCAAAACAUAGUUUUAGUCAUGUAGUGUCUGUUUGUGAGUGACUUUCUGUUCUCCCAAGACUCCCUAUAACCCCUGCGGUCAUUAAUAGUGCUGUUGCGCCAGACACUUGCUCCUUACUCUGACUUUUGGGUUGUUUUUUGAAUUAUUUAUUUUGCAUAGAGCACUCUGUUUUAGGAAUGCCUGUAGCGUGUUCAAAAGGAAAAAGUAUGUCUGCUUUGUGACAGUAUGUAUGACUGUGCCGAUCUCUCGCUGAAAAUAGUGCCGUUCUGGAAUGCCGAGGCCAUAUUGAGAACAGGCUGGAAUGAAGGAACAAGGCUACGGCAAUUCAAAGCCCACACUGCCAGCCGAUCAGCAGGUCAGAACUUUGUAUAUAUUCAUAUAUAUAUAUACAUACCGUAUAAGAAUGCGAACAGUACAAGUACUGUAGCUUCACUAAAAACAAAUGUCCCACACAAAUGUUGUCUUACAAUGGGGGUCAAGGGGUGGGUGAGGAAUCAGUCGACAAGUGAAUUAAGCAGCAAUAUAGUAAAGUUUGCUGAACAAAGAAAUCAUAUCUAACUGUUACAUAUCCACACAUUUCAUGUGAAAUGCUUUAUGUAGGCUAUUAACAUGACAAGGAUAAAGUUCUCAGAAGUUCCAUUCAUAGCAUUUCAUAUGCAUACACGUAAAGGCAGAAGGAUACGAUAGGAAGGAAGAUGGAGAGUUGAUAAGAAGCGAAAGAGAAAGAAGAAUGGAAUGAGCAAGAGUGAGAAAGACAAGGCCAGUGGAGAAUAAUUGGUGAAAGAAUCGGUAGGAAGCAAAGCGGAGAAGAAGCAAGAGGGGGGUGGGGGGACACAAAAGCCUGAUUGCAGGUAGUUGGCUUACUGUUGUC